UCCAUAUCUUGGAGAAUUCACAAGAAUAUCAAGAAAUAGCUGUUAUUGCUAGCCGGGGAGAAGAAGUAAUUGUUCGAGGAACUUUUUAUGAAAAAGACAAUAGCAUAGUAUUUGCCGAACUAGAGCAUUAUAAUGACAUUCGUGGUCUAUUUUCAGAAAAUCCCUAUUUAAUAAUAUUCGAUGAGGCCACGCCAACUCUUUUAGAUCGGAAAAAUAAAUAUUUAGAAAAUGAGCCUAAUGAGGAAAUAGAUGAAAUUGCGGAUAAAGAAUUGUGA
Molecule: messenger RNA, 275 nt
Organism: Funneliformis geosporum
Lineage: Eukaryota; Fungi; Glomeromycota; Glomeromycetes; Glomerales; Glomeraceae
Source: the annotation of a GenBank genome assembly